Brassica rapa (field mustard) is the source of this 459-nucleotide messenger RNA. Its product is annotated as 50S ribosomal protein L7/L12-like. Gene Ontology annotation, biological process: translation. Gene Ontology annotation, molecular function: structural constituent of ribosome; mRNA binding. Gene Ontology annotation, cellular component: ribosome. The record is from RefSeq and is a predicted model, not a curated record. NCBI's taxonomy places the organism in Eukaryota, Viridiplantae, Streptophyta, Magnoliopsida, Brassicales, Brassicaceae.
AUGACAAAGAAGAUCGACCAAAACACCGACGGCUUGCUCAAACUAAACAUGAUUAGCUUUACGAUUCCAAUUCUCUUCAGCCAUAAACUCGGUAUCAACCGUUACGGCUCCACUGUGUCUGUAGCUGCUGAUAAUCUUGCUGCUCACACAUCUGGCUCAGCUGAGAAUAGAACCGUAGAGAAGACAGCUUUUGAUGUGAAGCUGGAGAAGUUUGAAGCGGCGUCGAAGAUUAAGGUGAAUAAGGAGAUAAAAGCAUUUACGGAGCUGGGACUGAAAGGAUCCGGAGGCGAUGAGAAUCCAAGACGCACGACGAUCUCGGCAAUGUUUGAACAGCAGCCAGCUUUAAAAUCCGCUAGGAAAAUUCUUGAAUCCGCCAUCGGGUUGAUGCUUAACAGAGAGUGUUCUUUCCGAGAACAGAGAGGUGUAGUUGCUCAUCGCAUUCACCGAACACAUUUAUAG